AUGCAACAACUCAAAGACUUGCUGCAAAGCGAGUUUUCUUCUACAACAUCAUCGGAGCAACAGUCUUCCAAUAAUCAAACUGGAGGGUCUGUUCCUUCAACCACAAUUCCACUUUCAGUACAAGAUUAUUUGAAUCAGACAGCUGCCAAGAAGGAAAUUGGAUUUAUGGAUUUAUGUUUAUCAGACAAACAAAAAUUGGCACAAAUACUUCGAGCAUUGGACGACAGUAAUCAGGAGGCAUCCAAGUACAAGCAAUUAUAUCAAGAUGAAAUGAAAAAGAACGAAGAAUUGACGUUGAAAAAUCAACAACAACAAGAUUUGUUCGAGAAGGAAUCGAACGAUCUUAAAACGAAAUACAACACAAGUGCAGCCAAACUCAAAAGGCUGAAAGAGAAAAGUGAUGAAAUCAUUGAAAAACUGGCUAAGGAGAGAGAACGAGAACAGCAAGAACGUGCCUCCGAAACUAAUUAUUUGCGAGAGGAAAACAAGCGAAUGCUUGAAAGAAUAGGAAAUUUACAAAAAGAUAAAUUGAGACUUGAGCGACUUGUGGAGGAAUUAGAAAUUAAUCGAAUGUCACUAAUUCUACAAAAGAAGGAAAAGAAGGACGCCUCCAUUCAAACAGAGGAGCCAACCAAACCAGAACCGAUCCAGACCCUGACAGUGGCAACAAACACAUCCAAUCUGAUUUUAAAUACUGAGCCACAACCAUCUCCUUUGCUCAACAAGUCUAUACGGGAUCAUGCAAGCAUCCAAGAGCUUAAUUAUCGAUCAUCAUCGCCCACAUCGAAAAAAGACAAGCCACCGUUACCAACUGUUGACGUAAAACGAAAAAAGUCGAAAAAAACAGCUGCAAGUAACCCUGUGCCAAAAGAAGUUGAGGAAUAUCAUGAAGUAAUGAACCGAGUGAGAGAAAGAAGAAUUUUGUCACAAAAUUUCGUUGACGCUUCCUCUUCAGAAGAACAAAGGCGUUCUCCUCUCUUGAACUAUCUUACCACUCCUAAGAAAAACCCUAUUACAAACAAAAACAUAGGCUCCAGAAGAAUUGACAGGACUAUUGAUGACUCUGAUUUGUUAAACAUUGUUCAAAAAUCAGAGAAAGCAAAGAAAGAGGAGAGCCCUCACAAAUCAACUGCAAACACCAUGCGACAUUUACUUGUUUUUGCGGAUACAACAUCCUCAAGCACAGAUCGACUCCCUGAACCAGCUCAUCCACCUCCUCAACCUGAAAAGCUUCCAGAACGAGAAGAGAAGCAUUACUCUUUCUCUGAGUCAUUUAUUUCUGAAACAUCUUUCACUUCAGACUCUGACGGAGAGGUUUAUGACGAAGAUUCAUUGAUGAAUGUGGUGAAAAUUCUUGAGGAGCAACAAAAUUUGGUCAAUCGGUCACUCUCUUCAUCGACGUUAUCGUCAUCGUACCAGUUCACAGACACUUCAAUGGAAGGAAAAUCAUGGUUUGAAAAAUAA
Molecule: messenger RNA, 1464 nt
Organism: Naegleria lovaniensis
Lineage: Eukaryota; Heterolobosea; Eutetramitea; Acrasida; Naegleriidae
Exons: 1
Coding region: 1-1464 (487 amino acids)
Source: RefSeq, a predicted model, not a curated record